Messenger RNA from Ceratina calcarata, 1505 nucleotides. RefSeq names its product dynein light chain 2, cytoplasmic. Lineage: Eukaryota; Metazoa; Arthropoda; Insecta; Hymenoptera; Apidae. The transcript has 3 exons. Gene Ontology annotation, molecular function: dynein intermediate chain binding. Gene Ontology annotation, cellular component: cytoplasmic dynein complex. The coding region runs from base 192 to 461 and encodes 89 amino acids. The record is from RefSeq and is a predicted model, not a curated record. Gene Ontology annotation, biological process: microtubule-based process.
GGAUCACAGCACGGGCACUUCAGUCUUGAACUCGAUCGAGGAAAAGUCGCUGGCGGCUUGAGCGAGCUAAAAUUUUUGUGUAAAUCAGUUCAUAGAAAAAACAUAAGUACACAUAAUUCCCGGACCAGAAUAUAACGAUCGUUCCCCUGUGCAUCUGUCGGUGAGAGCGUUGAACGAAAAGAGCCGCGAAAAUGUCAGACAGAAAAGCUGUUAUCAAGAAUGCUGACAUGUCCGAGGAGAUGCAGCAGGACGCUGUCGACUGUGCGACCCAGGCUUUGGAAAAGUACAACAUUGAGAAGGACAUCGCAGCCUUUAUUAAGAAAGAGUUCGAUAAAAAGUACAAUCCGACGUGGCACUGCAUCGUAGGACGUAACUUCGGAAGCUACGUGACACACGAAACCAGACAUUUUAUCUAUUUUUACCUGGGUCAGGUAGCGAUCCUUCUCUUCAAGAGCGGUUAAAUCGGAGUCUAUUCUGUAAUCACCAUCCUUUCUUCUUCCCUUCACACACGCUACAUGGAAAUACCUUAAGUCACGUCACCACGUCUGUAAGAGAAAUUACAAUAAUAUGUACAAUGGAAAUUUGUUUUUCAAACGAAACACGCAUUCCUAAUUGAAAAGAAACAAAGUAUAUAAGAAUCAUCGGUACUGUCGACUUUGCUGUUUUACUUCUAUUCGGGAAAUAUAUAUAAAUAUAUAUAUAUAAGGUAAUGACGAUAAAUUCUGUAGAGAAUGAAACGGGAAAGGCGGGUGGGAUGAUGAUUGACUAAGCGGGAAGGAUAAAAUAUGAAAGAAAUCAAUUGACAUACAAUCUUACAUGUUGAAAUGUAUCGUGUAUGCCAGAAAGAAGUUUGUUGUGUUCUUGUUUUAUAUUAGGUAUAUAUAAUGCGAGGUUGAGUUCAAAUACUGGCGAAUUUAAAUUAAUAAAAUUUUAGUGUUCAAAACACGCUAAGUGCACCCGAGAGUAUGUAAUGUAACAACGUCCAUACAGAUUUCAUGUACGGUUUUUAUUUGCGAAUCGAGAAAAUUGUAACCGAUGGUCGUUCAAUAAUGAGAGCCAAACCUUGAUUGCUAUGCGAUCAUUAAUUAUUGUUUCAUGUAACGUUGUGUAAAUCGUCCCUUUAUUCUGUGAUGCUGUGGUUGGAAAAACAAAUGGUUCAAACCCCGAUUUGUUCGUAAGACUAGGAGGAAAAAUUCAAAGAUCAAAGGCUGACGAGGGAAAGUUUAGUUAUUAUUAUCAUCGGCACACAGAUCGAGAGAACGCGCGAGAGCGAAAGCGAGAGAGAGAGAGAGAGAGAGAGAGAGAGAGAGAGAGAGAGAGAGACACGGACAGACGUACGUGCGCGCGUAAAAUGUUUGAUCGUGAAUUUCAACUUUAAAUUCACUCGCUGCUAAGUAAGAUGUUGCAUAAUAUCCAAGUCGAGUCAUUGUCAUGAAACUUUUUCUUUUUAAAUAACCGUGCACACGAAACUAAUUUUUAAGGCAAAAUACACUUAGAGAAAUUCA